AUGUCGAGUGCAACAAAACGUAAGCAUGUUACAAAAGAAUCACAGGAAGAGUGUCUCACUGUACCUGAAGAGUCACAAUCAAUAGUACAAGUAAUUGAAUCAAAAGGCAAUAAUCUUCAUGAAGUUAUGGAAAGUUCUGGUGCCCAAUAUUUAGUAUCAAUGCCAGGAAAGUUUAGACGUAAUAUAUGGGUCAAAAGAGGAAAUUAUGUUAUUGUUGAGCCAAUACCAGAGGGAGACAAAGUCAAAGCAGAAAUUGUUAAAAUCCUCACAAAGGAUCAUAUUAAAUUUUUUCGAGCGAAUAAUUGUUGGCCAAAUAAAUUUGAUAAUGAUUUAAUAACAUCAGAAAGUAAAGAUCCAAUUAAACAUGAUGAAAGUAAUUCACAAAGUGAAGAUGAUAAUGAUGAUGAUCUUUUUGUAAAUACAAACAGGCAACAGCCACAUCAAAACACCGAUUUGCAAUUUGAUGAAAGUUCAGACUCGAGUGAUUCAGAUUAAAAGCAUAUUUUUUUUUCUUCAAAGUAAUAAUAAUUAAAUGUUUUUUAGAUAAAUAUUGUAUUUUUUUUUCUUUUUUUUCGU
This is a messenger RNA of Aphidius gifuensis, 576 nucleotides long. Its product is annotated as probable RNA-binding protein EIF1AD. Gene Ontology annotation, cellular component: nucleus. Gene Ontology annotation, biological process: translational initiation. The transcript is spliced from 2 exons. Lineage: Eukaryota; Metazoa; Arthropoda; Insecta; Hymenoptera; Braconidae. The record is from RefSeq and is a predicted model, not a curated record. Gene Ontology annotation, molecular function: translation initiation factor activity; RNA binding. The coding region runs from base 1 to 495 and encodes 164 amino acids.